AACCAGGCCAUGGCGGAGGUCCCCGGAGCCCAGCGCCCCGUUCUCGCUGGCGGCCCAGAGCCUCGGGAUCCCCUAGAUUGCUGGGCCUGUGCAGUGCUAGUAACGGCUCAGAAUCUGCUGGUGGCUGUUUUCAAUCUCCUCUUGCUGGCACUGGUGCUGGGGACCAUCUUGCUACCUGCUGUCAUCAUGUUAGGCUUCGGCUUUCUCUGCCACUCCCAGUUUCUGCGCUCUCAGGCACCCCUUUGCACCUCGCAUCUGCGGGACCCAGGCUUCACAGCCCUGUUGGUCACUGGAUUCCUACUGCUCGUGCCGUUGCUUGUCCUUGCCCUGGCUACCUACCGCCGCCUCUGCCUGCGCCUCCGCCUGGCCGACUGCCUCGUGCCCUACAGCCGAGCCCUCUACAGGCGCCGGCGCAUCCCACAGCCGAAGCAAAUCCCAGUCUCACCAGGUUCUCGGUCUGUUCCCACACCGGGAAAGGUCUGGGUCUGAGGUGCUUAGAGUCAAGAAUCCUGUCGAUUGCCCUCCUGGUCUCUCAAGGACUUGAAACAAGCCCAGGGGUGUACUGCCCAAGCCGGUUCCUUACCGCGGCCUGAGCCGGAUCCUACCAUCCCUUUGAUGGAACAGCUGAAUGUGGACGUAGAGCUGGCGAAAAUUCCCAUGUCCCAGAAACGUCAUUCACAUUUGAUUCCUGAACGUUUGGGCUGGACCCUGCACAUCUUCUUUCCCUUCCCUAUUGUAAAUAAGAGAGCUGGACCUUGUGCCUUCCUUUGCUGGUGCAGCUCCUCCAAAAUUUACAGGACUGAGGGACAGGGCUCACACAAAUAAGAGAGAAGCCAUCACAAAUAAUAAAAAAAAAUUAUAAAAUGAAUGCACUCUGUGAAUACAGGGGUGGCACAUAUCCAAUCGCUCCUGCACUGGGCUCAGGAGUAGGAAACGAAUCCUCAAGACUACAAAUGGGCAAAUCAGAGAGCAUCUCUCAGCAUCCUGCCUUUUCCUUAUCGCAUUAGUCCAUUCUUCCUGAUCAGACCCCAGAGUUGUCUGGCCCUGACCCCAAAGUCACUUCCCCAUUAAUAGCGCAGAGAGGGCCUUGUUUCGGCUGCCUACCCAGCUCCCCUUGGGGACCCGAGCCCGUUCUCUGACCCCAGCUUAAAGGAACUGAGUGUUGCCAGGCCGGGGUGGGAAACAAUGGAUCUUCCGGGGCAGGAUGACACCGCUUCCCGCUAGAAACUGAAGCAGGAGCGUGGGAGGGAAGAUGGAGGGGCCCACCCUAGGGCCUGCUGCCUUAAGCUCCUAACUUGAGGGAGGGUUUGGUUCUUCUAGGCAUUGGGGCAGGUUGAGGAAGCUCCUGAACUCUGAUGAACCUCUAAGGGUGGGGUGUGCUAGCCCUCCCCUGACAUUGGACCUACACACAGACACAGGCCACUUUGGUCAUAGGGUUUAAUGGUCUCAAAGAGAAGUGCAAUUGUGGUCAGAGAUACGGGCCCCCCGACAGACUCUCCCUUUGGACUUCAAUAGAAACGAUGUGGUGUCCUGGUACCAUGGCCAGACCCAGCACACGGGGUUCGCCCGCAGAAAAUGAAUCUGG
Molecule: messenger RNA, 1585 nt
Organism: Mus musculus (house mouse)
Lineage: Eukaryota; Metazoa; Chordata; Mammalia; Rodentia; Muridae
Gene: Tmem88
Product: transmembrane protein 88
Exons: 2
Coding region: 10-489 (159 amino acids)
Biological process (GO): protein localization to plasma membrane; protein stabilization; negative regulation of canonical Wnt signaling pathway
Cellular component (GO): cytosol; plasma membrane
Source: RefSeq, marked validated